GGAAAAUGAAAGAAAAUCAUUUUCUUUUCUUUUCCUUCCAAAAUCCUUGAGCCAAACAUAGUGUUAGAGAAGUUGGUAUUUCCCGUUCCUGUUUGAGUAUCUGUCCACGCCUCCUUGCAACAUAGUUCAUCGCUUUUUAAAAAUCCCACGGCCACCGGUAGCAUAUUUUGUGGCAAUGUAGAAUGCUGUCAUAUACGUACGUAUAUAAAACAUUUUGUUUUUUGUAAUAAAGGUUUAUGUGGAACUUCAUAAAUAUAGAUUCACUUGAAUUGAAGUAUAUAAUGACACAUUGACACUCCUUGGAUCCCACCGGAUUAGAGAAGUAUGAGUGGGAUUUGAAUUUCUCCUAGAAAACAAAAAAAAAAUGACAGAGAAUUGGGGAGGUGGCGGCGACGAAGGGUGCGGUGGUUUGAGGGCGGAAAAGGAGCAGCACCGCCUGCUGCUUUUACCCAUAGCCAACGUCGGACGGAUCAUGAAGCAUCGGCUGCCGGAAAACGCCAAAGUCUCGAAAGAGGCCAAGGAGACGAUGCAAGAGUGCGUGUCGGAGUUCGUGGGCUUCGUCACUGUAGAGGCGGCGGAGAGAUGCCGGCGUGAGAGGCGGAAAACGGUUAACGGCGACGACGUUUGUUGGGCCUUGUCCAUGCUGGGCUUCGACAACUUCGUGGGCCCCCUCAAGAUAUACUUGCAUAUGUAUAGAGAGCAAGAGAACGAAAUAAGAAGCAAAAAUCACUUUAAAUAAAACAAAAAUAUAAUAGGAGUUUCAUGUUUUAUUCUUAUAUAAAAGUUCGUAUUGUAGUAAUGUGACAUUAUACAUCUGUAUUUUAUGUAAUGUAUCUGGUUAAUAUUUGUAAUGUAAAUGCAUUUUAACUUCAAUUUUAGAAAUAGAAACACGAAAGUCUUAAUUUAGUAUAUUUUCAAUGUUUUACUCCUAUUUAAGUCUUUUUUUUCCAAUAAAAAAUCUAAGAUCAAUUA
This is a messenger RNA of Cuscuta campestris, 972 nucleotides long. The record is from the annotation of a GenBank genome assembly. Lineage: Eukaryota; Viridiplantae; Streptophyta; Magnoliopsida; Solanales; Convolvulaceae.